GUUCUUGAGCCUACAGAAGAAGACAUCAGAUUGUUGUUAGCAGCUAGUUGUCAUUUGGGUACUCAAAAUGUAGAUUCUAAAAUGAAGUCCUAUAUCUUUACUCGUCGCCCAGAUGGUAUACAUUUGAUCAAUAUUGCCAAAACAUGGGAGAAACUUGUAUUGGCAGCUCGCAUGUUGGUCACAGUUAAAAAUCCUCAAGACAUUUACAUUAUUUCUUCUGGUGUCAAGGGAUUUCGCCCUGCUGCUAAACUUGCGCAUUAUGUUGGUGCCAAAUCAAACCAAGGUCGUUUUGUGCCUGGUACAUUGACAAAUUCAUUGCAAGAGCCUCUUGUCUUGGUCUGUCUAGAUCCUUUCAUUGAUUUCCAAGCUAUCAAAGAAAGUAGUUAUUGCAAUGUACCUGUCAUUGCUUUCUGUAACUCUCAUUCUUCUCUCAGGUUUGUGGAUAUGGCUAUUCCUUGUAACAAUAUAGGUACUUAUUCUAUUGGUGUCAUGGCUUGGUUACUGGCACGUACAAUACUUCGUUUGCGUGGCCAAUUGAGCUAUACAGAACCAUGGAGUGUGAUUCCUGAUAUGUUCUUUUAUUCUGAACAAGUUGUUGAUGAAGAAGAAGUACAAGAGCAGACUCGCUUUGAUAGUCAGGGAAACUGGGCUGCUGAGCAAGACUGGAGUACU
Gilbertella persicaria is the source of this 672-nucleotide messenger RNA. RefSeq names its product 40S ribosomal protein Sa. The transcript has a single exon. The record is from RefSeq and is a predicted model, not a curated record. Gene Ontology annotation, molecular function: structural constituent of ribosome. Gene Ontology annotation, biological process: ribosomal small subunit assembly; cytoplasmic translation. Gene Ontology annotation, cellular component: ribosome; 90S preribosome; cytosolic small ribosomal subunit. The annotation marks the transcript as partial. Lineage: Eukaryota; Fungi; Mucoromycota; Mucoromycetes; Mucorales; Choanephoraceae.